This is a messenger RNA of Pelagomonas calceolata, 867 nucleotides long. The record is from the annotation of a GenBank genome assembly. Lineage: Eukaryota; Pelagophyceae; Pelagomonadales; Pelagomonadaceae.
GGCGAGGCCCCGGGGCUGCGUGUGAUAAUAUCCACCUAAACUCGCUCAUUACUGCACGACUUGCAGUCUACGUUCGAAUUCAUCGUCGCAACAACUGCAGCAAUGGAAUUACCGGGCGGCAUCGAGAAAGACGAGCUAGGCGUGGCGCUCAGCUAUGCCAUCAUGCUGGGCGGUGGUGCGCCGUCCGCGCCCAACGGCGCGGCGAAGUCAACGCCGGCCGUGCAGCCGGCACCCGGCCAGAGCAAGAAGGCCGCCAAGAAGGAGGCCAAGGCGAAAGCCAAGGCCGAAAAAAAGGCCGCGGCGCCCGCCGCCGCGCCGAAGAAGGCCGCGCCGGCGAAGCCCGCGCCCGCGCCGGCCGCCGAGGAGGAGGAGGACGACGACUUCUGGGGUGAGGAUGAAGAACAAACCGAGGAAGAGAAGGCCGCCGCAGCGAAGGAGCUCGAGGAGGCCAAAGCCAAGGCCAUGGCGAAACUCGCGAAGAAGGAGGCGAACCAGCGGUCGCUCUGCAAUUUGGAAAUUAAGCCGUGGGAGGCUGAUCAAGACUUAAAAGCUCUCUAUGCCAAAAUCAAGAAGACCGUCGUCAAGGACGGCUUGAAAUGGUCCGAGGGCCUCAAACUCGUCGACGUCGCCUUCGGCGUGCAGAAGGUGCUGACUCAGCGUCUGUUUCCGAACUUUGAGUUGCGUCGACGGCGUCGUCGCGAUGCCGCGCCGCCUCGACGCCCUGCCGCGUGAGAGUCUACUCGCCUCGCGACGGCGUCCGUUCCACACAGAUCAUCUGCACGGCCGUCGUCAACCAGACGCUGUCCAUGGACGCGAUCAUUGAAGAAAUCACGGAGGACCUCUUUGCGGACGAGGUCCAGUCGAUGA